Messenger RNA from Pyrenophora tritici-repentis Pt-1C-BFP, 270 nucleotides. NCBI's taxonomy places the organism in Eukaryota, Fungi, Ascomycota, Dothideomycetes, Pleosporales, Pleosporaceae. The record is from RefSeq and is a predicted model, not a curated record.
AUGUCAAAGGCACCGUUGGUAUGGGAAUGGACUAUGAGUGUCGCCCUGGCUACAAUUUUGGUCGCAGCCGAUCGUUUAAGGACAAAGUUUAUCAAUUUUAACUGCCGAAAUCUUACCUCCCAAACUUCGAACAUAUCGCAAGCACCCGGCCUCCCCCGUGCGCUCACCGAGAGCGAGCCAAACCCUCCAGUCAGGGACUGCGCCGCUUGGGUGGCUGAGGUACUUGAAGAAGUCCGUACUCUUCUGCGGAGCGGUGGCUUGGCUGCCUGA